AUAUCGUGAAGAAAAAUCGUGUUUAACUCUUUCUGUACACGUGGAUAUAUGUGUAUAUGUAUAAAAAGAGAUUACAUGUAGAUAUAGAGAGACUGUAUAAUUAAAAAACAUUCAUAUAUAAAUAGAGCUUUGCUAGAUCAAGGAUCUUUAUUCAUCAUCCUCUCCGUAUUAUUCUUCUCCUUCUCCUUGUUCUUUUUUUUUAUUGAGGGUUUUAGUCUCCUUCACUUUCCUCUACUAUUUCCAUCAUACAAAACCACAGUUUCUAUCUUAAGAUUAGUACAAUAUACAAACACACAUCAACUGAAACUAUAUUUCUUUUGAUCCUUUAUGUAUAUGUGUACAUAAUUAUAUUUACUACCCCGAAAGAAAGCAAGCUAAGGAAUCCUCAAAGCAGGACUUUGUUUUGAUGGAGGAAAACCCGCAUCGAGUUUCACGUAGACACAAUGGCGGGACCCACUGUCAAAACGACGACGAAGGGAGCCGUCGAGAACGUCAUCACAUUCACGGCGAUAAAGUCAAAUGCUCUGGCAAGAGAUGCCGGUCGUGGGCGGCGGCUGCUAUUGCUGACUGUGUAGCGCUUUGUUGCUGUCCAUGUGCGAUCAUAAACUUUCUUACUCUCACUUUCGUCAAGGUUCCGUGGAUGAUCGGACGGCGAUGUCUCGGUCGGAGCCGGAAUAAAAAGAAGAAGAAGAAGUUACACAUGAGACAAGGGAGCAGGAAACUCAACGGUGAAGAUGAUGUGUUUGAGAUGGCCGGAGGAGAUGAGAAAUGCGGUGGCGGCGUAGGAUGCUGUGGCGGCGGAGAUUAUGAUGAUCACCGGUUCGUGGUGGAGAGAGAUGGGAGUUUAACGAAGGAGGAGGACAAAACAACGACGUCGAGUAGAGGAGAUGAUGAGUCGAGAAUAAGUGCAAGAGUUGAAGCCGAGAGAGUGUGGUUAGAGUUGUAUCAGAUUGGUCAUCUUGGAUUUGGUCGAGUCUCCUUCACUGGGAUCCAAUGAUUUUAAUCAAAAAAGUCAAAACGUUGUAGGAAUCUUUUAGUUAAUAUUUAGAAAAUUUCGGAGGAUAUAUAAUGUCAAUUUUUUUCCUAGUCUGUGUUCAUAUUGUGAUUAGUAAUUAGCGAUAAAAAUCGCAUAAAUAACUAAAUUUAUAUGUCAAA
Messenger RNA from Brassica napus (rape), 1155 nucleotides. RefSeq lists its product as uncharacterized. NCBI's taxonomy places the organism in Eukaryota, Viridiplantae, Streptophyta, Magnoliopsida, Brassicales, Brassicaceae. The coding region runs from base 407 to 997 and encodes 196 amino acids. The transcript has 2 exons. The record is from RefSeq and is a predicted model, not a curated record.